CACAAUCAAGAGCUAUCUCCAAGGUCAGCCGGGCAGCGACAGGCGUAGCGCUCAAGCCGGCGGCAAGAGCAGCGAGCAGCUGGUGUUGGCUUCGAGAUCGGGUGGAGGGAGCGGCAGACAGCGCUUGAUGCGCACGCGCUCGGGCCUCCUUCCACAGCCGGCGACCAGGUCGCGACCGGCCAUGCAGCAUCGCACCGUUUCGGGCUGUGCGGCAGUGCUGCGGCAUCAAGCGCUGCUGCACACUGCUCGUCGUUGUUGCCGGACUGGACGAGUGCAUCUGCGGGCAGUCGCACGCCAGACUCCCACGCGCGCUGGCCCCGUGCGGCCGCCGGACUCGCCGUCACAUCCCCAUCGCCCACGCGGCCUGAGCGCGGCACACGCCGUCACACCGCAGCAGAGCAGCGGCAGCGACGACGGCUCGCUCGCUGCCUGCUCGUGACGUCUGUGUCGUGCGCCGGCAGCGUGAGAGGUGCCUGGCGCGUGCGCGUCUCGCAGAUCCGAGCCCGCUGUGGCGCACGCUGCGCUCGCCACCGCUAUAUACUCGCGCU
Molecule: messenger RNA, 548 nt
Organism: Tilletiopsis washingtonensis
Lineage: Eukaryota; Fungi; Basidiomycota; Exobasidiomycetes; Entylomatales
Exons: 1
Coding region: 128-439 (103 amino acids)
Source: RefSeq, a predicted model, not a curated record